This is a messenger RNA of Corticium candelabrum, 1410 nucleotides long. RefSeq names its product RILP-like protein 1. NCBI's taxonomy places the organism in Eukaryota, Metazoa, Porifera, Homoscleromorpha, Homosclerophorida, Plakinidae. The record is from RefSeq and is a predicted model, not a curated record. The transcript has 6 exons. The coding region runs from base 39 to 1211 and encodes 390 amino acids.
GAAUCCAUCACCACCUGUCAUCUGUCACGUAGUCACUGAUGGCGGACCAUCGACAGUGCGCGCUUUCGGUUUCAGACGUGUACGAAACUGCUGUAGCUAUAGGACGAGAAUUCCAGCAGACGAUUGACUUGUACGGCGCUGCCACCGUUGACAAGCUCCUACCAAAAGUGCAACGAGCACUCGAGCAGUUGGAGAUGCUAGCAGAGGCGAGCGAGCACAGCUCGUUGGAAAUCGGCGGCAUGCGCAUUGAGGUAGACGGUUUGAAAGGUGAACUGGAGAGAGAAAAGCGAAAAACAGGACAAGAAGCUGAGGAUGUGAAAGAAGUUGUAGGAAAUCUCGAGCGAGAAAACAGAGCUUUGCGUGCUAGGUUGGAUGAAACGGUGGGUAGUAAGAGUGCCGACAAUGCAGACGUGCAAGGUGAUGACGAUGAUGAUGGAGCAGCAGCACGUGAAAUCGAGGAGUCAUUGCAAAAGUUAAGCCUGAGACUGUUGGGAUCAAGCGACCAGUUGAAGUCUAAAGACAGAGAGAUUGCGUUAAAAAACGAAGACAUUCUGGCACUGGAGUCACAGAUCAAACGACUAGCUGGUGUAAACCAAAAUUUACGAAGAGAAGUUGCUUUGGUAAAGGCACGGUAUCAAACUUUGAAUGAGGCUAAGGCAGCAGUGGAGCUGCAGUUGGAAGUGGCUAGACAAGCUACAACAAAGGCAGAGGAAGAGCUGCAAAGGAGAGCCGAAGAACAAUCUGAAACAAGUGAAGGUACGGAGAUUAGUUGUAAUGCUGAUAGGAAAGACAGUACAGCAAGUAUGGCGAACAAGAAGAAUGACGACAAUGAUAAUGCAGACGUAAACAGGCCUCGUUUUACACUGGAAGAGUUACGAAGUGUUAUCACUGACAGAAAUGACUGGAAAAUAAAGGCAGAAGAAUUACAAGAAGAAAUCGACUUUUUGAAGCAAAGCAUAUCACCCGAUGUUGACAUUGAAUGGCCAGAAGAUGAAGAUUCAAAAAGACGUGAAAUGCUUAAAGAGCCACAACGCAGGUCGUCUACAUCCACAUCACAGAGAUGUGAAGACGACAGGACAGCAGAGAUGGCACUCGACAGCAUGGAAAUGAAAACCUUGAAAAGCAAGGCAGAUGUCAAUGCAUCGGGAGUCAAACAAAUCUUUCAGGCAGUUGGUGAGGUCGGUCACAAGAAUGGUAUACAAGCAACGUAAGGUUGUAGAAAGUGACGUAAGUACAAGAAACACAAUAAGCAGUACACCAUCUACAUUUACAUUUACAACUAUUGCAAUUUUGUAUUAAAUUAAGAUGAUGCCAUCUAGUAGUAGUAGUAGUAGUAGUAGUAGUAGUAGUAGUAGCUACAAAGAGUUGUAGGAUAUUUGUUAAUUAAUUACAAGUCCCAGUGGAUUGUUA